AUGUCCCUGGACAUGUCCUUCGAAGACCAUCAUUAUGUGGUCCUAUUGGCAGUCUCUGCUUCAUGUGCUUCCCUUCACCUUGCCAGCGACGUCUUCAACAUCAUGCAAGACCAGACAUCGCUAAACGGAGAUUUGCAGACACUUUGCGUGGCCUCUCUGCGCCUGGUGGCGUUUGUGGCCAGCAUAAUCCUCCUUGAACAGACUCACAAUGGGCCUUGGAUCGACUUCUGUAUCCUUGCUUCUAUACUCCUCCUGCUGGUCGGUGAGUCGUUGACCCGAGCGAAGGUUACGCCAAAGACCUCUAUUUUGAAGCACAUUUCCGUGGUGGUGAACACUGUUGCAAUCGGUGUAAGAUUCUUUAGUGCCGCAGCCGGGUGA
This is a messenger RNA of Exophiala dermatitidis NIH/UT8656, 378 nucleotides long. RefSeq lists its product as uncharacterized. The record is from RefSeq and is a predicted model, not a curated record. Bases 1 to 378 code for a protein of 125 amino acids. NCBI's taxonomy places the organism in Eukaryota, Fungi, Ascomycota, Eurotiomycetes, Chaetothyriales, Herpotrichiellaceae. The transcript has 2 exons.